UCAGGUCUUAGUUUGGAGUAAGUCAGUAAAAUGGCAAGAACGAAACAGACAGCUCGUAAAUCUACUGGUGGCAAAGCUCCGCGUAAACAGCUUGCCACGAAAGCAGCUCGUAAGAGCGCUCCUGCUACCGGUGGUGUAAAGAAGCCUCACCGUUACAGACCCGGCACGGUAGCUCUGCGAGAGAUCCGUCGCUACCAGAAAUCUACUGAGCUGCUUAUUCGUAAGUUGCCUUUCCAGAGACUCGUGAGAGAAAUCGCCCAGGAUUUCAAGACCGAUCUCCGUUUCCAGAGCUCCGCUGUCAUGGCUUUACAGGAGGCCAGUGAGGCUUACUUGGUCGGCCUGUUCGAAGACACCAACCUGUGUGCCAUCCACGCCAAGAGAGUGACCAUAAUGCCUAAGGACAUCCAGCUGGCUCGUCGUAUUCGUGGGGAGCGCACAAAGACCGUGCCUGAAAAGAUGGAAACUACUCCUCCUCCCUUGUCGUCAGAGGCCACGUCGAACGCUGCACCGCCUGCUAUGCCUGAACCAAAAGCAGCUCCUGCUCCCAAGAAGGGCUCGAAGAAAGCCGUUUCUAAAACCCAGGCGAAGGGUGGAAAGAAACGCAGAAAGACUAGGAAGGAAAGCUAUUCCAUCUACGUGUACAAGGUGCUGAAGCAAGUUCACCCCGAUACUGGCAUUUCUUCGAAGGCGAUGGGAAUCAUGAACUCGUUUGUGAAUGACAUUUUCGAGCGCAUCGCCCGUGAGGCUUCUCGUCUUGCGCACUACAACAAGCGUUCAACCAUUUCUUCCAGGGAGAUCCAGACUUCUGUGAGGCUCCUGCUACCGGGAGAGCUUGCUAAGCACGCCGUGUCCGAGGGCACCAAGGCAGUCACCAAGAGUGACAUUGGACACCAUCGGAAGAAGCCGAUGCACUACAGCAACAGCAACUCCCAGACUAUGCCUGAACCAAAAGCAGCUCCUGCUCCCAAGAAGGGCUCGAAGAAAGCCGUUUCUAAAAGCCAGGCGAAGGGUGGAAAGAAACGCAGAAAGACUAGGAAGGAAAGCUAUUCCAUCUACGUGUACAAGGUGCUGAAGCAAGUUCACCCCGAUACUGGCAUUUCUUCGAAGGCGAUGGGAAUCAUGAACUCGUUUGUGAAUGACAUUUUCGAGCGCAUCGCCCUCAGUAAAAUGGCAAGAACGAAGCAGACAGCUCGUAAAUCUACUGGUGGCAAAGCUCCGCGUAAACAGCUUGCCACGAAAGCAGCUCGUAAGAGCGCUCCUGCUACCGGUGGUGUAAAGAAGCCUCACCGUUACAGACCCGGCACGGUAGCUCUGCGAGAGAUCCGUCGCUACCAAAAAUCUACUGAGCUGCUUAUUCGUAAAUUGCCUUUCCAGAGACUCGUGAGAGAAAUCGCCCAGGAUUUCAAGACCGAUCUCCGUUUCCAGAGCUCCGCUGUCAUGGCUUUGCAGGAGUCUAGUGAGGCUUACUUGGUCGGCCUGUUCGAAGACACCAACCUGUGUGCCAUCCACGCCAAGAGAGUUACCAUAAUGCCCAAGGACAUCCAGCUGGCUCGCCGUAUUCGUGGGGAGCGCGCCUAAGACCGUUUAAAG
Messenger RNA from Erpetoichthys calabaricus (reedfish), 1590 nucleotides. RefSeq names its product histone H3.v1-like. Gene Ontology annotation, cellular component: nucleosome. The coding region runs from base 31 to 1578 and encodes 515 amino acids. NCBI's taxonomy places the organism in Eukaryota, Metazoa, Chordata, Cladistia, Polypteriformes, Polypteridae. Gene Ontology annotation, molecular function: protein heterodimerization activity; structural constituent of chromatin; DNA binding. The record is from RefSeq and is a predicted model, not a curated record. The transcript has 6 exons.